Molecule: messenger RNA, 1897 nt
Organism: Colletotrichum phormii
Lineage: Eukaryota; Fungi; Ascomycota; Sordariomycetes; Glomerellales; Glomerellaceae
Product: cofactor FMO1 FAD enzyme
Exons: 2
Coding region: 38-1795 (585 amino acids)
Molecular function (GO): flavin adenine dinucleotide binding; NADP binding; N,N-dimethylaniline monooxygenase activity
Source: RefSeq, a predicted model, not a curated record
UCCCAUCUUUUCCGCGUGAAUCGCAUUGCCAGAUAUUAUGGCGCCCACAAUCGAUACCCUCAUCAUCGGCGCCGGCCCUAGCGGUCUCUGUGCCGCAAAGACACUCCUUCAACAUGACCUGGCCGCCGAGAUACUCAUCCUCGACGGUCGCGCCUCGGUCGGCGGUGUCUGGUCGAAAGAGCAGAUCUACCCGAACCUGAAGACCAACAACCUCGUCUCGGCGAUCGACUUCUCAGACUUUCCCAUGGACCCGGAGCGCUUCGGCGUCAAGAUCGGUGACCAUGUUCCUGGCAAGGUCAUGCACGAGUACCUGGUCGCCUACGCAAAACAUUUCAGCGUAUGGGACAAGAUCCAGCUGAACACAAAGGUCGUACGGGUGACUCGUCCAGAAAACGAGGGACAAUGGAACGUCGAUGUCGAGGAGAACGGCGAAGCAAAGACCGUGACCUGCGCACGCCUCAUCGUCGCAACGGGCGUCCUCACCGUGCCGCAUAUUCCCGACAUCACCGGCUCCGAAGACUUUAACGCCCCUAUCAUCCACUCUUCUGAUCUCGGUCCAAAGGCAACCCUCUUCUCCUCUCCCGAUAUCACCACAGUAGCGGUCUUAGGCGGGAGCAAGUCGGCAUACGAUGCGGUUCACUUAGCCGCCUCUACAGGCCACAAGGUCCGCUGGCUCAUCCGCCGCUCCGGCCGCGGGCCCGUGUGGGUCGCGCCGGCGUUCACGCAGCUCGGUCCAUUCAAGGUCUGGCGCGAGCGUCUUGUGACUCGGAGAAUCUGCGCCUUCAUGUCGCCGUGCGUGUUCCCUGACUUCUCGGGUCUCGCAUGGGUUAGACGGUUUCUGCACGAGAGCGCUGUCGGCCGGGUGCUUAGCAAGACGUUUUGGAAGUUGAUCCGGCACGACACGAUCAAUGAUUGCGGAUACCAGACGGACGAGAAGACGAAGGUGCUGCAGCCGGAGCAGAACAUGUUCUGGUACGGCACUGCUUCUGGUAUCCUCAGCUUCGAUGACGAUUUCUUCGAGUACGUCCGCAACGGCACAGUUCAGAUCUACCGCGAAGACAUCGACCACCUAUCAGACCACAACAUCCACUUCACCGACGGCUCAAGCAUCUCCGCCGAUCUCUUGGUCACAUCAACCGGCUUCUCCGCAAAACCAACCAUCAACUUCGAGCCUGCAUCUCUGCAUUCCGACCUCGGCAUCCCUUCAACAUCUUUAGGACCUAAACAAGAAGCAUUCUGGAACGACGCAAACGCAAAGGCAGACGCCACAAUUGGUACACGCUUUCCACGCCUACUAGACGGUCCCUUCCAAAGCCCUACAUCCUCAAAGACAAAGUCAUUCAACCCCGGUGCUUCAGCAGAGGUCUCCUACACCCCCUGGCGCCUCUACCGCGGCAUCGCCCCGCCAGGCCUCGCAGCGCGCGACGACCGCUCCCUCGUCUUCCUCGGCGCCUUCAGCAACCUCGCUAACAUCAUGCGCCUCGAGGUGCAGUGCCUCUGGAUGCUGGCGUAUUUCGAAAACGGGAUCCCCAACUUUGACGUCGACCGCCGCGCGGGCCGCGUCUUCGAGGAGACGGCGUUAUUCCAGCGGUGGGCGCAGCACCGGGCGCCGUACGGGCACGGUCGGUUUUAUCCGGAUCUGGUUUUCGAUCAGUUGCCGUAUUGGGAUAUGUUGCUCGGCGAUGUCGGGGUGGAGACGGCGCGGAAGGACGGCAUGUGGGCCGAGUUGUUUGAGAGCUACACGCCGAUGGAUUACCGCGGCAUGGUGCAGGAUUGGAUUGACCAGAACCGGUAGACGUCUACAUGACUCUGUAAUGACAAUGAUACCCGCAGGUGUAAUGAUCAAUGAAUUAGCAUUAGUAAGAGAUUUGGUUUAAUUAUUGCUAUGGUCUAUGUG